Alosa sapidissima (American shad) is the source of this 3376-nucleotide messenger RNA. Its product is annotated as mucin-13-like. NCBI's taxonomy places the organism in Eukaryota, Metazoa, Chordata, Actinopteri, Clupeiformes, Clupeidae. The record is from RefSeq and is a predicted model, not a curated record. The coding region runs from base 131 to 2089 and encodes 652 amino acids. The transcript is spliced from 12 exons. Gene Ontology annotation, biological process: cell-cell junction assembly.
CCCGAUACCCUCACUUCAAGCGUCUUGUGGAUCCUAUUACUACAGGUCGCCCGUUAUUGCAAGAAGGGCACACUAACACAGAUCUUUACUGUUUUUAUUUAGUCUCGCUUGUGUUAUAAAUUAAUUAACAAUGAAGACGUUGGCAAAAGUUCUGAUGGUGUGCUGGUUGGUUGCGUCAGGGGUGCAUUCACAAGUUGCUGACAGUUCUACAACUCAAGUCAGUCCAGAUGGCAGUACUUCAGAUUCUAUGAGUUCCAGUUCGCCACCCCCCGAAGCUACAAGUCCCAGUUCGCCUGCCCCCGAAGCUACAAGCCCCAGUUCGCCUGCCCCCGAAGCUACCAGUCCCAGUUCGCCAGCCCCCGAAGCUACAAGUCCCAGUUCACCUGCCCCCGAAGCUACAAGUCCCAGUUCGCCUGCACCCGAUACUACAAGUCCCAGUUCGCCUGCACCCGAUACUACAAGUCCCAGUUCGCCUGCACCCGAUACUACAAGCCCCAGUUCGCCAGCCCCCGAAGUUACAAGUCCCAGUUCGCCUGCACCCGAAGUUACAAGUCCCAGUUCGCCUGCACCCGAAGUUACAAGUCCCAGUUCGCCUGCACCCGAUACUACAAGCCCCAGUUCGCCAGCCCCCGAAGUUACAAGUCCCAGUUCGCCUGCACCCGAUACUACAAGUCCCAGUUCGCCUGCACCCGAUACUACAAGUCCCAGUUCGCCUGCACCCGAUACUACAAGUCCCAGUUCGCCUGCACCCGAUACUACAAGUCCCAGUUCGCCUGCACCCGAUACUACAAGCCCCAGUUCGCCAGCCCCCGAAGUUACAAGUCCCAGUUCGCCUGCACCCGAAGUUACAAGUCCCAGUUCGCCUGCACCCGAUACUACAAGUCCCAGUUCGCCAGCCCCCGAAGUUACAAGUCCCAGUUCGCCUGCACCCGAAGUUACAAGUCCCAGUUCGCCUGCACCCGAUACUACAAGCCCCACUCCAGUUGAAGGAACUACAACUCCAGUCACAGUCUCUCCUAACAGCCCUAACACAGCUGAAACCUCAACUCCUGAUGCCUCAACCCCACCUACCGUCACUGCACGUCCUGAUCCCUGCAUGUCAAACCCGUGCCCAGUGAGAAGUCGGUGUGAGCCACGGUUUGACAACUAUACGUGUGUGUGUUUCACUGGACUGGUGCUACAGGACAAUGUCUGCAAAGAAGCAAAUGUCUUUCCUGCUGAGAUACGGGUAUUUCGAAACUUUACCCAAGCCAUGGCAGACAAGACUUCUGAAGAAUUCAAAAAGACUUCUGAUGAGAUAGUGGCUGAGCUCCAGUCAACGCUUAACAAUAAUACAGAGGGAUACAUCACCUCCAUUGUUUUCAGCCUCAGGGAGGGCAGUGUGAUUGCUAAUGUGCAGAAUAUCUACAGUCCCACAUCCACUACCACUGCUACAGCUGUUAAUAAAGCGUUCGUCAUAGCUGCAAGCUGUACUGGCUGUUUAUUCGCGGGAGCGACUCUGACUGACACUAAGUUGUGCUCUGCACCUGAUGCCUGUGACCCCAUCUCCACCACCUGCUCCGAAAAAGAUGGAAAGCUGAACUGCGAGUGCAAGUCGGGCUACGUGAAAACCAACUUCACUGACCGCUCCUGCGUGGUCUGUCCAUCUGGAUCUAAGGCCAAAAACAAUGAAUGUGUUAGCUGCUCCUUCGGCUACUCUGGAGUGAACUGCCAAGAAAGUUACAUGCUAGCUGUGGUAGUGGUGUCCUGUGUGUUGGGUGGACUUCUGCUUAUUCUCCUGAUAGUCCUCAUUGUUAUCUGUUGCAGGAAGUCAAAGAAAGGCUCCGCCUCUCCUGCUAAGAGUAGCCCUUACGUGGAAUAUGACUUUAGGAACCGAACGGUUCCGAAGAUCCCACGAGCAAACGCCAACAGCAAGGGCUGGGAACCGGCCAACCUGGAGCUAGUGGAGAGUGGCAGCACCCGCGCCCUGGUCAUGCCUGAUCACCAAAGCAACGGAAUGAAGAACUUUGGGAACCAGAACAUGGCUGGCAUUGCAUACCGGACACACGGCCACAUAAACCCCUAUUUUCAGAGUAAUGAGGGCCACUAACGGAGAAUACUGAAAAGAAUCCUGAAAUGAUGGAUCCUUUAUGGACGUGCGCCAUUCUGAACGGAAUUUAGAAUGGCUCGGAAUUUCCAAUUCAGCUAGUUCAAGAAUUUGAACUGAAGUGACAAACAGGACAAUAUAUAUAUAUAUUUUUUUGAUGCUGGGUUUUUUUUAUUCAAUUUAAUUUGUACAUAUCCAUGUUGUCACACAAACAACACAUUAACAUGAUAUUUUAUGAACGAUGUUUUUCCUUUCAACACAGAAUCCUCAAAGUGCCUUACCUUCAAAAAAUGCUUUAUUUAUUGUAUUUUACCCUCACUGUGUGCUAUGUUAGAUUGUGUAUUCACUGCCACAAGAUGGACAACUUGAUCAACACAAUUUACAAUUUGCUCUGCAAAUGAUGACUAAAGCGAUAAUCAUAAAAACACUUUUAAAAUAUCUCUCUAGCCCAUAAGAAUGGCAGUGUGCACACAAUAACAAUAACGUCUUAACAAUAACAACAUGAAGAACCCUAUUGUCGGGUGGUUGUGUGAACAAUAAAAACACUCACAGGCCAUCAGAGUCCAUCUAAUUUGACAGGCAUGACAUUGAAACCUGAAUGAUAUCCAUGAAAAGGUUUCUUUCAGCGUGGAUGGUUAGUUGUUAUGGUUAGAGUUCUCAAUGUACCGGUAGUUAUCUCCGGCACUGCGAAUAGGCUUGUAGACUGAAAUAUAUGAAAUAUUUCCUCUGAAUUGUAAACUCAGCUGAUUGUAUUGUCUGUCAUUCUAGUUUAUAUCCUUCCCUAUGUGACACGGCUUAAAUUACAACUCUUCCAACUAUUCAGAAAUUCCAAAUACUAAUAUAAGAAAUACAUUAAAUUUAUUAAAUUAAAAAAAAAAAAAAUUCCCUAUUUUCUGUGAGCUGUGAACAGUGAAAUCAGAUAGAUUGAACAGUUUAACAUGUUCCUAUUUAUGUAUGUAUGUAUUUGGUGUUUUAAUACAGUGUGCUGGUACCCAGUUAUGAUUAAUGGGAUUCAGAAAGGUUCCUUGCAACCAGGUUUGCAGCAUGUAAUUUGCCUGCUCAUCGAUGACUUUAACUACAGUAGCUUUCAGCCCUUUUUGUCCUCUUUUCACAACUUUUCAUGAUGUUCUUCAGCAGUCUGUGCCAAGUUUUGUAAAUAUGACACAUAGAGAUGAAGAAAAGAGAUUCAACUGUAUAUAAAAUGAGUACACUGUGGAGUACAGUUUUAACUGAGUUGUUUAUUAUAAACGAGAUGGGCAAUUUUGAAAUAAAAAAGACAAAUCAACAAUU